Nomascus leucogenys (northern white-cheeked gibbon) is the source of this 1445-nucleotide messenger RNA. RefSeq names its product endoplasmin-like. Gene Ontology annotation, molecular function: ATP-dependent protein folding chaperone; ATP binding; ATP hydrolysis activity. The transcript has 2 exons. Lineage: Eukaryota; Metazoa; Chordata; Mammalia; Primates; Hylobatidae. Gene Ontology annotation, biological process: protein folding. The record is from RefSeq and is a predicted model, not a curated record.
GCUGAAACUGUUGAGGAGCCCAUGGAGGAAGAAGCAGCAGCAAAAGAAGAUAAAGAAGAAUCUGAUGAUGAAGCUGCAGUAGAGAAAGAAAAAGAAGAAAAGAAAUCAGAGACUAAAAAAGUAGAAAAAACUGUCUGGGACUGGGAACUUAUGAAUGAUAUCAAACCAAUAUGGCAGAGACCAUCAAAAGUAGUAAAAAAAAAAAAAAAAAAGUAGAAGAUGAAUACAAAGCUUUUUACAAAUCAUCUUCAAAGGAAAGUGAUGACCCCAUGGCUUAUAUUCACUUUACUGCUGAAGGGGAAGUUACCUUCAAAUCAAUUUUAUUUGUACCCACAUCUGAUCCAUGUGGUCUAUUUGAUGCAUAUGGAUCUAAAAAGAGUGAUUACAUUAAGCUCUAUGUGCUCUGUGUAUUCAUCACAGACGACUUCCAUGAUAUGAUGCCUAAGUACCUUAAUUUUGUCAAGGGUGUGGUGGACUCAGAUGAUCUCCCCUUGAAUGUUUCCCUUGAGACUCUUCAGCAACAUAAACUGCUUAAGGAUAUUAGGAAGAAGCUUGUUUGUAAAACUCUGGACAUGAUCAAGAAGACUGCUGAUGAGAAAUACAAUGAUACUUUUUGGAAAGAAUUUGGUACCAACAUCAAGCUUGGUAUGAUUGAAGACCACUCCAAUCAAACAUGUCUUGCUAAACUUCUUAUGUUCCAGUCUUCUCAUCAACCAACUGACAUUACUACCCUAGACCAGUAUGUGGAAAGAAUGAAGGGAAAACAAGACAAAAUCUACUUCAUGGCUGGAUCCAGCAGAAAAGAGGCUGAAUCUUCUCCAUUUGUUGAACGACUUCUGAAAAAAGGCUAUGAAGUUAUUUACCUCACAGAACCUGUGGGUGAAUACUGCAUUCAGGCCCUUCCCAAAUUUGAUGGGAAGAGGUUCCAGAAUGUUGUCAAGGAAGAAAUGAAGUUUGAUGAAAGUGAGAAAACUAAGGAGAGUCAUGAAGCAGUUGAGAAAGAAUUUGAGCCUCUGCUCAAUUGGAUGAAAGAUAAAGCCCUUAAGGACAAAAUUGAGAAGGCUGUGGUGUCUCAGCACCUGACAGAAUCUCCGUGUACUUUGGUGGCCAGCCAGUACAGACGGUCUGGCAACAUGGAGAGAAUCAUGAAAGCACAAGCGUACCAAACAAGCAAGGGCAGCUCUACAAAUUACUAUGCAAGUCAGAAGAAAACAUUUGAAAUCAAUCCCAGACACCUGCUGAUCAGAGACACACUUCGAUGAAUUAAGGAAGGUGAAGAUGAUAAAAUAGUUUUGGUUCUUGCUGUGGAAGAAGAACCCAAAGAAGAACCUGAAGACACAACAGAAGACACGGAGCAAGAUGAAGAUGAAGAAAUGGAUGUAGGAACAGAUGAAGAACAACAAGAAACAGCAAAGGAAUCUACAACUGAAAAAGAUAAACUGUAA